AUGCCUAAUACCAAAGAUGAACGUUUUAACAUUGCAAUGUAUAUGAAAGAAAGGAAAGAAGCAAGGUUUAAAGCUGUUCUAAAUCAUCGAUCGCUAGCGUUGGAGCACAAGAAAAGCGAGAGAAUUCAAGCCAAGGUAUAGAAACCUAAGCAAUGUAUUUGUUAUUCAGAUAUUAACAUUCUAUUUACUAUCAGUAAAUGUUUAACUUUGUUAUUAAUAUAAACAUUUACCUAUAUGCAGAUUGUAAAAGCAAAGGAAAAAACAGCUGCUUUGACAUCUGAUUUGGAAAACAAUAUGGUGAGUUUCUGCGACAAAUCAAAUCAUGUGGUAUAGUAGGAUUAAACCCAUUAAGCCGUAAUAUUCUAUAUUUUGUUAUUUUACUCUGUCUAAUGCCAGAUGAUUUUACUCAUCAAGGUGAAAAUAUUGGACAUUAACCCAUUAUACCCCAGCGCUCUCCCUUGACUAGGAAAAUCGUCUGGCAUUAGACAGAGUAAAAUACUAAAGUAGGGUGCAUCAGGGUGCAAUGCGACUCAAUGGGUUAACUAGACACAUGGGCAGAUAGGCCAGUUAACACAUUAAGCGCCAGCGUUUUCCCCUUGACGAGUAAAAUCGUCUGGCGUUAAACAGAGUAAAAUACUAAACUAAGGUGCAUCAGGGUGCAAUGCGACUCAAUGGGUUAACUGGUAAAUUACAGCAGCAUAUUUUGGUUCAUCUAUGCAUUUUACAAUUUACAUUAUAAUAUAGCAUUUGUAAAUUCUGAACGCUGAUUGGCUAAGAGCCAUGUUGAUAUAACUCAAUGUCAACACGAGAAAUUUUCCGCCGCUUGUAAACACGGAAUUUUUUCCUAUCCUUCGGGCUUUUGACAUUGCUAUAUUAUAAAAAAAUAUAAAACAUUUUUUCCGAGUUGAUAUAUAGUUAUAUCAACACUCGUGGAAGUUGGGAAAACUCGAAAUUGUAUGGAAACACGAUGCCUGAAGGGCGUGUCCCAAUUCCACUCGUGUUGAUAUAAAUGUAUAUCAACACGGAAAAUGUUUUAUAUUUGUUAAAUAACAGUCAACUAUUUACAUGCACAGGUAAUAUAUACUGUAAAUUUAAGUAAUGAUAUAAAAGAUUCUGGACUUUCAUGCAAGAAAUACCCCGUCAGAUAAACAAUUAUGAUUUUCGAAAACACUUUUUUCAGGUUUUUUACAAUUUUAUUAUUUAACGACAAUACCAGUACUGCUAAUAUAUUGCCUGCCUGUGCAGUUCAACUAUUUUGGCCUUGUUAUUUUGGCUCGGCAACAAUGGCUUCAAUUACCUCUAAUAUAAUUUGUUCGUGGUGGUAAGUGGGAUUUGAGAUGGGCCGUGACCAUUUGAUGAUCCUAAUUCAUUUGUAUUGUUAGCCCUGUAAUUCUGAGACAAGGACAAGAAAAGCUACGACAUUGGAGAAUGGGGUAUCAAAUAUGCCAGUUCGAACAACAACAAAAAGGAGGCGGGAAACCAUGACAGCGGUAUCAGCAAUCCAUGGUGCAUCCAAGAAGAAUUUAAACCCUGCUUAUGAUGGGAUGUUCGACACCCUCCAGAAACGAUGCAAGAUGAAAGAUUUAACAAAUUAUGUAUUAGGUAAUGAGAAUUUAACUAAAACUGUAGUUUCUGAACAUUACAAAAAAGAGUUGAAAGAUUUUGAAAAAUCAAAAGAAAAUGCGGAAAGGAGUAUUGCUACAUUUUACUCCAGUGGUGUCAUGGGCAAGAGAAAAUAUCAAAGUGUUAGGCUUGUGCUUUCAAUGACAUCAAGCGAACAAGGUGGGAGAACGGGCAUAUCAAUUUUUCCAGGCUGCAAGGUACCCAAAAUAUUAACAUAUAAUAACCUUGUGAGAGAGUUGACCAAAAUUGAUAUUGGAAAUGUUUUGGAAAUCAAUAACGAGUACCUCAGUGACUUAGAAAUAGAUGCACCCAUCAAUGGCGCAUACAGAGAUCUAAGAGAGUACUUGCCACGUUUAGCUAAGUUCUAUUUGAGUACCGAUAGAAAACAUGCUUUAGAAUGGUACGGUAAAACUGAGAGUACAUUUUUAAUAGCACUAGGAGGGGAUGGUUGCCCAUUUGGGAAACAUGAAAGUGCCUGUUCAUUUUUAGUUAGUUUCCUUAAUGUUGGUCGAAAGGUAGCAUCAACUCAUGAUAACUUUUGCAUUUUUGGGGCUAAUUGUGACGAGACCUCUCAAGUUGUAAAAAAAUAUGCGAGGUCUCUAGUUCAUCAGAUUGCUCAGUUGGACAAAAAGAUUUUCCAAAUUGAUGACUGGGUCACAAUUACCUUUAAAGUGCAAGAACUUCCUAAUGACAUGAAGAUGCUCGCCAUGCUUGCAGGGGAACUUGUCAUUAGUUCUAAGUACUUCUCUACCUUUGCCAAUGUUUGCAAAGAUGAUGCAACUGACUUGAGGCAUCUUUUGGUCCAGAACCAGGGCACAAAUGGCAGCCAUGGGAAUAUAAACAAAGG
Molecule: messenger RNA, 2470 nt
Organism: Paramuricea clavata
Lineage: Eukaryota; Metazoa; Cnidaria; Anthozoa; Malacalcyonacea; Plexauridae
Source: the annotation of a GenBank genome assembly